This is a messenger RNA of Lodderomyces beijingensis, 1440 nucleotides long. Lineage: Eukaryota; Fungi; Ascomycota; Pichiomycetes; Serinales; Debaryomycetaceae. The record is from the annotation of a GenBank genome assembly.
AUGGAUGCAGCAAGUUGUGGACCUUCAAGUGCAUUACAAAACCUCAAUAAGCAUGCUCAAAGAGACUCGUCACUAAUUCACCAGAGACACGCCGGUCAACAACAACAACAACACCAGCAACAACCAGGGUUACAUGAUUUCAGGCAGGGCCAAAGAGUCGAUGGUAAUCUAAAUCAUGACUUCCAAAAGUUCAACGGUGGACUUGAUUUCCAGGGCCAGAAUUUUGCAGAGAUGCAUAGGCCGCAGAUGAUGCAGAAUGUGCCACUACCACAACAACAACAUCAGCAAGGAUGGGUGAAUGAUUUUUCAAAGAUGAGUAUAGAUCAACGGCAACAAGGUUCGGCGGUGCAGAAUAACUGGCAGCAGCAGUUUGCACAACAGGGAGGGGCGCAAACCAUGCAACACCACCAUCUUCAGCAACAACAGCAGCAGCAGCAGCAGCAGCAGCAACCGUAUUUGAUCCAGCAGAGUCGGCAGUAUAUGGGGCCUAAUUUUGCCAUGGGGAGUAUGCGGAUGGCCGAAGUUAAUGCUGUGCCACAGUAUGAGCAACAGUCUGAACACCAACAGGCACACAAGUUGAAUGACCAGCAGAAACAGUUUGAAAGCGAAUUUGAUGCUAUUGAACGAGAGUUGCAACAACAGGCACCGGUUCAGGCACAGGCAGAGGCACAGGCAGAGGCACAGCUCCAACAGGAUCUUCAAGAUACGGCAGACAAUGAAUUAUUUGCCCAGACGGCUCGAAAAGUUGAAGCCUCGAUGAACUCGUUGAACACCACUGACGCGGCCAUGGCUUCCAAGUUUAAAAACUCGGAUUUCCUCAAGUUGAUGAGCUCGAUUGGGAAUAGACAGGUUGAAUUGCAGAAUGACGCGUUGGUGAACGCAGUCAACAAGCAGGACAUCAGAGAAGAAGCAGCAUCAGCAACAGCUUCUGCAGCUUCAGCUUCUGCCACGGCGCAAGCACCAAAAGUGAAAUUCACCAAUGAUGUCGAUUACCAUGCGCCCGUGCAUGAAGAUAUGGAAGACUGGGGAGACGAACUGAUCCCGAAUUAUCCACCACCAGCUUCCAGACUAACUAGAAACAGAGCUGCCUCGAAUGCAUCUCCCGUAGAAUGGAAUCGCUACGCGAUUGUCAAUUACCCGGAAACGCAACUUCCGCCACAACAGAGUGAGCCGCAGCCUCGACAGGAAAAUAGACUUCCUGACCCGUUGGCGCAUGUGGCUGAUGGGCAAUUGGAGGGAAUUGUCGAGCCGCUUGCUGCGGCUAGAAUCAUUAGUGGUGGACAGGUGCAAACGAGGGACUGGAUGGAUGAAGAUGAUUGGUUGUCGAAUGACGCGCAGACGGCUAGGCCCCAGACUAGACCUUGGAGAAAAGGGCAGAUUGUUGACCAUCAUUGGGACGAGAUGUAUCGCGACUACAGACACGACGACGACUUUCAUUAA